AUGACUACAACUGUACCAUUAAUUUAUUCUUUCCCCGAGUUCUUGGGCGUUGCUGAUGCCGUUGCUGACUUGAUCAUAUCGGCUCAAAACCAAACUCUAUACAACACAACGGAUCUAAAACAAGUGGAUAUGAUAAAACUGGGCCAAAUGAAACGCCCUACCAUGACAAAGACUAAUAGUUCGUUAUCAGUGGCAUUGGCAUUGAACCAAGCCAAUGGCGGCGGCGCUACCGGUUUUGGCGAUAAUGGAAAUACGGCAUUGGCAUCGAGUCAUUCAGCAAGUUGCGGUUCGAAUUCAAACACACCAAGUCAUAGUCCAAGCCAUAGCCAUAGCCAUAGUCAUAGUCAAAGCGGAAUCAACUUAUCGUCACCAUCAGCUACAAACUUGCUACAACAAUCCAAUAAGUUGAAAAAGGAGAAAAAAAUUAUGAAGAAGCAAGAAAUACGUUUUAAAAUAGCUAUUAGUGGGGGGUCCUUGAUCAAAAUCUUGAAUCAAGGGUUAUUGAAAAGGCAAAAAUAUAUCGAAUGGGACAAAUGGGAUAUUUACUUUGCAGAUGAGAGAUUAGUACCGUUUGAAUCUCCAGACUCAAAUUAUGGACAAGCACAACGAGAAAUCUUUUCACAAAUCACUGGAGAUAAGUUGCCAAGAAUUUUUCAUAUUGAUGAAUCCUUAAUCGAUGAUCCACAGGAAGCAGCUGAUGAUUAUGAAAAGCAAUUGAUUCAAAAUUUCGCCAAAAAGGAUUCUGUUAAAUUACCCAUGUUUGACUUACUAUUGUUGGGAUGUGCACCCGAUGGUCAUAUUGCUUCGUUGUUUCCAAACCAAGGCGAGGCAUUAAGAGAGAAAUUGGCUUGGUGUAUUCCUGUAUCGAAGGCACCUCUGGGUCCUGAAAAUAGAAUCACAUUGACUAUACCUGUAAUCUGCCAUGCCGCAAGAGUUGUGUUUGUAGUUGAGGGGUUAACCAAAGCCCCAAUUAUAAAAAUCAUUAUGGAAAGACCAGAGAAGGGAUUACCUAGCUCGAUAGUUAACGAAGGUGCUGCGGGAAGAGUUAGCUGGUUUGUUGAUGAUGCGGCGUUGAAUGAUUUAUAUGAUAUUACAAAGAAACAGUACAAGUAUUUGUCCAUACCGGAAGAAGAUCGUGAAGAGAGGAAGAAGAUAUAA
Molecule: messenger RNA, 1158 nt
Organism: Lodderomyces oxycetoniae
Lineage: Eukaryota; Fungi; Ascomycota; Pichiomycetes; Serinales; Debaryomycetaceae
Exons: 1
Coding region: 1-1158 (385 amino acids)
Biological process (GO): pentose-phosphate shunt; carbohydrate metabolic process
Molecular function (GO): 6-phosphogluconolactonase activity
Source: RefSeq, a predicted model, not a curated record